UGAACAUUAUGCGUGUAUAUUAAUUUUUAUUGUAUUAUUUUCUUUUGUAGGUCUUUCCGGGGCCCUGACAAAUAGCAGCUUCUGUUUUUCUCUCUAUCAUUUUUCUCAACCAAGCCCGCCCCGAAAAUCAACAACAAAACAAACCCAAAACAAUAUAACAACAAAAAUUAUAACAACAGCAAAAAAAAACAAAAAAAACUUCUUCCCCUGGUUUGAACAUGGUUCAAGUUUUAGUAAAGCCCAAGGACUUUACAACAAAUAAUAAUAUAAUAGUUACUAGAUUCUAUAACUCCUUCCCAUUCACUUGCACGGCACCUGUGAUUGUAAACUGUAAUUAACCCUCUCUAGUGGAAUGUCUAUUUCUCAUAGAGCCCAAAGGAAGUUUAUAAGAACCAUUUUCAUUGGCUGUUUUCAUUGAACUAACCAAUGAGAACAGGUUACAUCAAACAAGCCUUGGAUAUCAUUUGUUUACAACAUGGCGUCUACUCAUGGCUAUCCAAAGUGGCUUAUUGGUUGUAAAGAUGACAUCACAAACUCAAAGGAAUGGAAUUCUUUUGUCAGUGAGUUACAUGAGGCCAUCCAGCAGCAGCUCACAGAGAGUCAUGUCCAGUAUUUUACAGAUUUGUCAGAGCCAGAAAAAGAACUGUUCAUGCAGAGGGCCACAAAAGCUCUUGAAGGAGGCACAACGUCUCGGAAUUUGUUUCUUAAAGUGUCUGGAUUGAUGGACCAACGCCUGAAUGACCAGGUCAGCAAACAGUUACUGGAUGACUACCCCACUGACACACGUUCCGAUCUGGUGAUUGAAGCUGCAGAGGACGGAGCAAUGAGUCUGCUAAAGCGUUGGCCAGAUAUGAAAAAUAAGCUGCAUAUCUGCUUCAAUCAGCCUCUGCAAGAACCAAUCAGGCAACUUGCCUGGCACCUGUAUCUCAAUGAUCCUAGAGCACGAAAAACAUAUGUGGAUUUGCUGAAUGGAAAUCCCCGCGCAGCUAUUUCUCAACAUGACGUGGACAUCUCUCAGAAAGUGGAAGGGAUGGUUCUGGCAGAGCCUACGUUCAGUGACCUCAAAGGUUCUGUGGGCGCCUUUUACGCAAUGAAAGCCACCCUUUCCUACCACCACGCAAAACUAAAAACCAAACAAAGACUUAAAGAUGUUGAAUUUUUUCUGGUGGUACCUUUUGUUGUGGUCGCUCAGAACAGCCUGUCUAGGAGAGAACCAGCGUCGGGGAAAGUUGUUGCACUUUUGGUGGAAGAAUACCUGACCUAUUUAACGACCCGUCCUGGCUUUGUCAUUGAUUCUGGAUCUGAGACCCACAAUGAGGAGAUGCAAGGUUUCAUCAGCAAAGUUGCCUCAAUCCUGGAGAAGCACUAUUCCCAAACUGCUGCUCUGGUCUCCAAAGUCUUCACACCAUCCAGAGAGAAAAUUGUGGCAACAGAGAAAGGUUCACGGGCUGUGCUGGUGGAUGGCUUGAUGGAGCUGGUUCGUCCAUUGGCAAGGACCAUGCUGGUUGGAUACUUGAACUUUGAGACUCUGCUGUAUGUGUGGGACCAGUAUAUCAUUGGCCUCGACGUGCCUGCCUUCAGUGCUGAGUGGCUCUCCGUCGUCGUAGCAACCAUGCUAGGUUUAGAGCAUGAGAAGCUAAAGGACUGUCAGACUCCCGGGGCAAUGGAGUCGGUCUUGAACAAGGAGAGCCCUCGCCUGACUGUGCAGCAGUUCCAAUACCAGGUGAAACGCUACCACUACCGCGAUCUGUUUGCCCUGCUCACGUCUGACCAGAAGGCAGCCAUGCCAGUGUUGGACCCUACGCAAUCUGUGCACCCUCCGUGGCGGCACUGGUACAACGAUCAGAUACCUCCAUACACCCAGCCACAGGACCGACGCAAGGCCAGAGAGGAGCGGGAGGCUGAGCGGGAAAGGUUGCUGCAACAGCAGAAAGAUGCGGAGAGAAAGAGGAGAGAAGGAGAGCUACGGGACAGGAAAGCCAAUGAAGGUGAGAUGAUGAAAACAGCUGCCAUGGAACGUGCUCUCUUGGACAAAGAAAGGAUUGACCUGGAGAAUGAACUAGCCGAGGAACGAAGACGACGCCAGGACGGAGAACGCAGAGCACAAGAUGAAAUAGAACAGCUGAAGCGAGAACUUGCUGCUCUAAAGAGGCCAGCCCAGAGGUCACCAAACCCAUCUGUGUUGAGUAUGGGUUCCUACAUCAGUCGCAUGCUGAUCCCCCCACCCCCCACCCCGGCCUCUCUCGUGUCCGCCCUGCCGCCCAUCCCCGAGACGGCCCCGUCCACCCCCGCCCCGAGCGUGCACCCACAGCAGCAGGCUGAAGAGGUUGUGCUCGACUUCCUCACACGCAUCAGGAAAAGCAUGGACAAGAUUGCCGGUGGGGAAGGGGAGGAGGCGAGCGAGCUGGACGCGGAGACCAGGAAGUACAUUCACAACAACGUGGAGGACCUGAAGAGGGCUCAGAUGGAGGUGUUUGGUCACCGUCUGCAGCCCGGAGAGUUUGAGCGGAUGGACGCGCAGCAGCAGAAGAAAAACAGCGACCAGAUGAUGGCCCUCAUCCAGAAGUGGCGGGAGGACCGACGUGCCCGCGAACUGCGACAAGGGAGAUAGACGUGACCGUGAGCUACGACAAGUGAGAUAGAUGUGACCGUGAGCUGCGACAAGGGAGAUAGACGUGCCUGCAAGAUGCGACAAGGGAGAUAGACGUGACCGUGAGCUACGACAAGUGAGAUAGACGUGACCGUGAGCUACGACAAGUGAGAUAGACGUGACUGGGAGCUGCUACAAGGGAGAUAGACGUGCUGGUGAGCUGCUACAAGUGAGAUAGACGUGCUUACGAGCUGCGACAAGUGAGAUAGACGUGACCGUGAGCUGCGACAAGUGAGAUAGACGUGACCGGGAGCUGCUACAAGGGAGAUAGAUGUGACCGUGAGCUGCUACAAGGGAGAUAGACGUGACCGUGAGCUGCUACAAGGGAGAUAGAUGUGGAGCUGCGACAAGGGAGAUAGACGUGACCACGAGCUAUGACAAGGGAGAUAGACGUGCCAGACUCAGUUCGCAGCAAAGUGAUGGUUGGUCGUCUCUUUGAACUGCUGUUGAACGGAGGGCUGCACAACUUAAAAGAGAUAAUCUUUACAAGAAAAAAGACCCUAUAUAUAUGUCAUAUGGCAAUUGGUUAUGAUUCGGAAAACAGCAUCUUUAUUAGAAAAAAACCCUAUAUCAUAUGGCAAUAGGUUAUGAUACGGAAAACGGUACACAGUACAUUAAAAAUAGUGCUGUUUAGUGUCUCUGUAUUGUUCAGUGUCAAAGAAAAUCGUGUUUACUUCUCUGCGAGAAGCAGCUAUAGGCUAGUACAGUUGACUCUGCUUGUGUUGAACUCGCUUGAGUUGGUCUGGGGUUAAGCUGAUCUUUUUCUCGGGACCCAACACCUCUUUUGCUUCAUAAGUCCCAACAGUUAAGUUGAAUUUCGAAUGAGUUGAUCUUUUCUCCCUCCUCCAGCGCCGUCAACUCGUCCGUAGUCGACUGUAAUAUACUAUCAAAGACAGUGCACUCUGACAUAACUCCAGCUGUGUGUGGAGUGCACCAUUUGUGUCACGACGCGGUGGAAUCAGGCGCUCGUCAAUUUUUGGACGUGUCGAGUUACUGAUGUAAU
This is a messenger RNA of Aplysia californica (California sea hare), 3653 nucleotides long. RefSeq lists its product as uncharacterized. The record is from RefSeq and is a predicted model, not a curated record. The transcript has 20 exons. NCBI's taxonomy places the organism in Eukaryota, Metazoa, Mollusca, Gastropoda, Aplysiida, Aplysiidae. The coding region runs from base 476 to 2611 and encodes 711 amino acids.